UAAUGUUUCCGCCAGACUACUUUACAGUAGUGGACCUGUGAAGAUUGCAAGGAUGGAAGUGAGGGAUGCUAAUGCUGCGAUGCUCAGCAAUUAUGAGGUAUAUCAGCUGCUGACAGAGUUGAAAGAGAAGAGGAAAGAGAGUGUUAAAAACAAGCACAGCACUGGGCAGCAGAACCUUAACACUAUAAUGUAUGAGACACUUAAGUAUCUCUCCAAGACACCAUGUGCUCAGCAGAGUCCUGAGAUAAUGAAAGACUUCCUUAGUGCGAUGCUUCCACACAAACUCACCAAAGCAGAGAAACUGCAGCUGCUGAACCACAGACCACAGACUGCUGUUGAGAUCCAACUGAUAGUAGAAGAGAGUGAAGAACGGCUGACAGAAGAACAAAUAGAUGAGCUUAUUCAGACUGUCACAGACAUCCUUCCUGCAGAUCCUCAGCAAGAAGGCGGUGCUGCAGAAGGUGCUGAAAUGGACGCAAGCACAGAUCAAUGAUUAAAAAUAAAUCCAGGAAUCAUCAUCAUCUGGAUGCUUAAAACAACUGUUUAGCCAAAAUGACAUGCACACAAUAUUAGUUAUCAGGUGUCUGAAGUUUUGCUUCUGUAGUUUUGCACUGGAGUAAACAAAUAAGGAGAAGUUCUGAAAACUGCCAAAGUCAUCGUUUGACUUAAUAAUAACAUUUGUACAUGAACCUAUUGUAAAUGAAACAACACAGAUCUUCCAUGUGAACUUGUUAAUGCAUAUUGCCUUCAAGCCUGCAACAUUUUACAUUCAGUCUUUGCGUAACAUUUUGCAACUGAAGCUUGCAACAUGUUUGCAUGUUUACUAGGAACACGUUGGCAUCAGAUCAGCAUUGACCAAGAUACAGAACUUUGAUAUUAUUAUCAUGAUGAACUGAAAAGGGGAAAAUUCCAUUUUUGUACUUCUUAGUUAAACAAUGUACUUCAUUGUUAAACCACAUAAGUCAGUGUAUAUGAGAUUAUCCAACAAAUGGGCAUGGUUUGAGACAAGUAUGCAGUUUGCACAAGCUAUGCAAAGUGUUGGAUGUUCGCUUCCCUUUCUUAGAUCCAGUGCAAAAUGAAAGAAGGAACUUUGCACACCAAACAUGAUUCAAUGAGGAAAAUUGUGUAAAGUGUGUAUUACUGAAGCAUUUUGAGUUUCAUUACAUUAAUGAAAGCUAGUAGUUUUAUGCAUUGUGAUUAAUUAAAGUUGGAUCGUUACAUGCUGAGAAA
Molecule: messenger RNA, 1230 nt
Organism: Ictalurus furcatus (blue catfish)
Lineage: Eukaryota; Metazoa; Chordata; Actinopteri; Siluriformes; Ictaluridae
Gene: crcp
Product: calcitonin gene-related peptide-receptor component protein
Exons: 6
Coding region: 53-493 (146 amino acids)
Biological process (GO): transcription initiation at RNA polymerase III promoter
Cellular component (GO): RNA polymerase III complex
Molecular function (GO): nucleotide binding
Source: RefSeq, a predicted model, not a curated record